AUGUAUUUAAAGGAACUGCCGCCUUUCAAGACUCUUGAAGUUACCUUCCCUGCAGCUUACAACGUUCUUCUUGUUGAUGCUGAACUAAAUAAGAUGAUAGUGGAGACGAAGUACCAUUUGAUGAGGAACAACUCAAAAGUGGUAUUUUCGGGUACAAAUCAUGAUCCAUUCAAAACUUCUCCAUUCGCUUUCCAGGAGGUACAACGCAAAGGGUAUUUAACAAUAAUAGCUGAGGAUUGCCAUUUGAGUGGCUUUGCAAUUGCGACCAUGGCUGAUAAUUCUUACGUAAUAAACUUGGGUCAUGACACUUUCAGAGUUAGCAACUGCAAAUUCGGUUUAGAGCAUAAUGAAAAGGAAUAUGAAAAAUUUAUACAACUAAAGGAUGUUAUGGUUGAUGGAUUAGAUUCAGCAUAUUCCCCAAAACUUGGUGGUCCUUACAAAAUUCAAACAAUAGGAAUCGCAGAAGCUUUACGAUAUAAUACAUUAAGGGUCCGAGGUAAAAUAAUUCUUCAUUUGGAUAAUGUCACAACUCGACAUGAAUUUUCUGCAGAAUUAAUCGAUGUGUCUGUAAAUAUGGAACUAGAUUUGGAAGACAAGUCAAAUAGUUCAUUUAAAACCGACACUAAUGUUUCGUGGAGGAAUAUGGUUUUUUCAAUAACCAAUGACAAGUCAAUAGGAAAAAAAAUUACAAUAAACGAGAGAAUUCUAACGGAAUCUCUUAUUAGUGGAUAUUUAAUAAAUGAAAUACCUAAAUGUCUUCCAAGAAGGUUGAAUAAAUUAAACGAAAAUAUUGACAGCAGAACUCAAGAUAUGUAUUUAGGAAAUAAUGUAAACCCAAGCAGUAUGGUAGAAGACGAACCAAAUAGUACGGUUGAGGAGGAAUCAGACAGAAAGAUUGAAGAGGUAUCAAAUGACGAAAAGAAAGUAAUAACUGAAUUAAUUAUAAGGGAAGCAUUACCAGAUACAAAGAAAUUGAGUUACACAAGCCUUUCUUUUAGUGGCGAUGAUUCUAAUGAUGAUAGUGAUAAAGAUUAA
This is a messenger RNA of Parnassius apollo (apollo), 1035 nucleotides long. Lineage: Eukaryota; Metazoa; Arthropoda; Insecta; Lepidoptera; Papilionidae. The record is from the annotation of a GenBank genome assembly.